AUGUAUGAGAGGCUCUGGUGGCAGAAAGAAGGGGCUCCUCUGCUGCCUCACCCACAGCCUGGAGGCAAACUCUUGGUCUUAGCAGCCACGUAUGAAGUCCUGAGGGACAUUAUGCCCUCUUUUGGGGCACAGGAGCCUAACAUGUCAAAGACUGUGGUCCGCAGUGUGGCAGGCUUUGCCCUGGGCUUGUCCUUGGCCACAGCCUAUGGGCUGUUAGAGCUGCUGGUGGAAGGGCGCAGCCCCUGGGGCUGCCUGGUGGGCACCCUCUCUUUGGCUGCCUUCCUUGGCCUGGGCAUGGGCUUCUUUCGCCAGGUCCGCGUCAGUGUCCUCCUGCUGUUGCCCCAGGCAUUUUCCAAGCAGGGCCGGACACUGCUGUUGGUGGCUGCCUUUGUGUUGGUCCUACAAGGCCCUUGUGCCAACACCCUGCGAAACUUCACCCGUGCCAGUGAGGCUGUGGCCUGUGGGGCCGAACUGGCCCUGAACCAGUCCGCUCAAGUGCUGCAGCGGGCCAAGCAGCCCCUUGUCAGUGCCUUGAACAAGAUUAAAGCCAUAGCCCGGAAGGCCAAAGAGGUGGCUGACCGAGUCAGAAAGUUCUUCCGCUCAAUCAUCGAUGGGGUAAAGCAUAUAGCCAGGGCCCUGCGGAGUGUGUGGUACUGGCUUCUGCACAUUGGAGACGUGUGCAAUUCAGAGCUGGGCAGUCCUUACUCCAAGUGCUCUGGGAUCUUCGAGAAUGCCAAGGACGACUGCAUGAAGGUCAUCCCGCAGGCCUACCACCUGUGCUAUGUGCUUAUGCCCUUCAAGCUGGUGCUCUGUGGACUUGUCAGCGUGGCCCAGGUGUUCUGCAUCAUCCCCAAGUACAUCCAGCCCUUUUUGCGCAAGACUAUUGGAACCCCGGUGAUGAAGAUGAUUAAUCGAGUGCGUCAGGAAUUUGAAUUCAAUGUAACAGCCACCCAUCACUUCUCUGUGAAUCUCAAUGCCUCUCGGAGCCUGUCCCAGGUUGCUCUGGACAUCAAGGAGGCUGUCAGCCUGAAGCUGCACCACAUCCGAGAAGCCCUGGUGCUGAUGGGCUACACCACACCUCUGCUGCUCACGUUUCUCUACCUCCAAGCCCUGUUCUACCGGUACUGUUACCUGAACUGGGAUAAUUUUGACAAUAUCUACAUCACCAGCCGCUUCCUGCGCAUGGAGGCUGUCCGCUCCAUGGCUGGACUGCCCACGGUGUUGCCGCUCAGUGCACAUGAGGCCAGUUACUACAUCCAACCUGGCUCGCUCUCUCUGUCCCACUGGGAGCGGAUAUUUUACAUUCUGGCCCUCUUCAGCCUCAUUCGACAGCUCCUCCUUGUGCUGCUCCUGAUUUUCCUGGACUAUGCGGUCUUCUGGGUGCUCGACUUGGCCCAGCACCACCUACAGGGGGAGAUUGUGGCCCGUAGCCCUGUGUUGAUCUCCAUAACUGUGGAAGGGGAAGGCUAUACUGGGAAGAUUUUUCGUGAUCUGGCUUCGGCAUUUAACAUUCUGCAACAAGGCAACAUCACUGUCUUGUCCAAACGCUGCCUCCUACGCCCCUCGGAGCCUGAACCUUCCAGUUACAUAGUCAUUGGCAGCAUGUAUGGCCUCUGCUUCUUCGUCACUCUAUUUGGUACUUAUAUCAGCCGGCUGCGGUGGCUCAUCUGUGCCUCCUACUACCCAUCCCGGGAGCAGGAGAGGAUUUCCUACUUGUACAACAUACUGCUGAGUCGCCGAGUCAACCAGUCCUCUGCCCUGCAGCGAGCAGUGAGGCGGCGGGUGGCUGACGAGGAGCCCAAGAGCGUCCUCCAUGUGCUCAGCAGCCGGUUCCCUUUCCUGGCUCGAUUUCUCAGUCCCUUUCAGUCACACCAGGCGUACUGCUUGGGCUGUGGGCAGUCCCAUGAUGAAGCGGACAUGGAGAACUUUGUGUCCUGCAGUACCCCAGGCUGCCGAGGUCUCUUCUGCACCACUUGUUUCCGUCUCCUGGGCAACACCUGUUCUGUGUGUGCAUCUCCUCUCUCCUACCAGGCGGAGCUGGACCUAGAGCUGGACUCCAGUGAUGAGGAGCAUUCUCCUCUGUGGCUGCCUUCAGCUCCAGAAGAAGACCCUAAGAAACAGUGGCUACUGCAGCCACAGCUCCAAGAUGCAAGAGGCAGGAGUAUUUCCUCAGCCUCCAGCGAGGAGUCCAGUGACCUGGAUGAGGACAAGGUGCCUUACCAGAGGCAGCAGCCUCUACCCGAAUCCCUUCAGUCUGCUAGCAUUUCCGUGACUUUUCAACACCACUGA
Messenger RNA from Elephantulus edwardii (Cape elephant shrew), 2289 nucleotides. RefSeq names its product DC-STAMP domain containing 2 (gene DCST2). Gene Ontology annotation, cellular component: membrane. The record is from RefSeq and is a predicted model, not a curated record. The transcript has 16 exons. Lineage: Eukaryota; Metazoa; Chordata; Mammalia; Macroscelidea; Macroscelididae. Bases 1 to 2289 code for a protein of 762 amino acids.